AUGAAAAACAUUGAUUAUAAUAAUUCUGAUAGUGAAUCUAAUAAAAUAUUACAACUAGAUGGUGAUGAUAAUGAAGACUAUGACCUUAAUAAUGAAAUAAAAGAAAUUAUAUUACAUAAUAAGUUAGAUGAAGAAUUUGAUAAAAUUAUACCAAAUAUUCUUGAAAAUAAAGAUAAUAAAUACACACCUUGUAUCAUUAUAGAUAAUGAUAAUAAUAAUUACAAAAUACAAUGA
Molecule: messenger RNA, 234 nt
Organism: Cetraspora pellucida
Lineage: Eukaryota; Fungi; Glomeromycota; Glomeromycetes; Diversisporales; Gigasporaceae
Source: the annotation of a GenBank genome assembly